Molecule: messenger RNA, 3963 nt
Organism: Spathaspora passalidarum NRRL Y-27907
Lineage: Eukaryota; Fungi; Ascomycota; Pichiomycetes; Serinales; Debaryomycetaceae
Product: putative acid anhydride hydrolase
Exons: 1
Coding region: 1-3963 (1320 amino acids)
Biological process (GO): intracellular calcium ion homeostasis
Cellular component (GO): membrane
Molecular function (GO): P-type ion transporter activity; ATPase-coupled monoatomic cation transmembrane transporter activity; ATP hydrolysis activity
Source: RefSeq, a predicted model, not a curated record
AUGAGGCAAGAACAGGUAGUUCGAAGAAGUUCUUCCUUCGAUAAGCGUCGUCGUUCACUUUCCCGUACUAGGUCCCGGUCCCGGGCCAAUUCCAUACAAUCUCAGACAUCCUCAUCAGCAAGUAUACUUGUAGACGACAACAAUUAUGAAAUGUUCUCGGGUGCCACCUCAGAAAUUAUUCCCAGUUCAAUUACAUCCUUACAUUACCCACAUAACUUUUUACGAAGAUCUUCAAGAGUUUCAAGAGAGACAUCACCUUUAUUAAGCCCCGAUGAAGAAGUUAUGCUAGAUCAUGUUACUAGUAGAGUAUCGCAAGCUCCCUCGAUUGACAUCGCUGCUAAUUUCAAGUUCUUCUCUGCAGAUGAAAUUGAACAAGCUCAAGGUGGGUCUACCUUAGAGAAUAAGGAGGACCCAGUCGAUUACAACACAAAUUGGGAUUAUAAUGUGGAUAAGUUCCAAGAAGAAGAUGACUUUAAUCAGGUGUUUGAAAGUGAACGCUAUUCGCCUGAAGAAACUCCCGAUUAUGGUUCAUUAGAUUAUGAUAGAAGAAGAAGAGAUUCGGAUGAGAGCUCCAAGUCAGUCCUUCUCGAUGAAACUACUGAGACUGUUGAUGAGUCAACUUUUUUCAAACAGUAUCCUGCCAAGUUACAGUAUCAAAGAUAUUAUCUUGCCGAAGAAGAUUUAGUCAUUGGUAUUGCCGGAUAUCGUAAUUGUUGGUGGAAACUGGUUAUAUACUAUAUUGUAUGCUUGUUCACUCUAGGCAUGGGAUAUUUGGUUCUAAGAUGGCUUCCAAAAUACAGAGUUAACCUUAUGGGUACCAGGUGUCCUUUAGGCGUUGCCCAAUGGUGUGUCGUCGAAAAUGAAUUUGGGGAAUUGCAAAUUGUUAGCAUCAAUCGUCAAAGGUUUGAAGAUGUACUCUCCAACUUCAUGACUAAUGAAGGAGAAGCUAAUCCGGUUGUUCCGUAUAUUCAUUCGUUUACAUAUAGAUACAUCAAAUUUUUCUACAAUCCAUUAGAAGAUAUCUUCAAGACUAACUCCAACUGGUUUGAUAAUCGUUGGUUGAAUUUCAAAACUACUAAAGAUGGUAUAUCUCACCAAACUCAUCAGCAAAGAGUGGAAAUCUUUGGAGAAAACAAAAUUGAAAUUGUUGAUAAGUCAGUUGGUCAACUUUUAGUUGAUGAGGUCUUACAUCCAUUCUAUAUCUUCCAAGUGUUUUCCAUCUUUCUUUGGCUUGCUGAUGAUUAUUACUAUUACGCGUCGUGUAUUUUCAUUAUUUCCAUGAUUUCCAUCAUAAAUUCUUUAAUUGAAACGAAAACGACCAUGAAGAGACUUCAACAAAUGUCACAAUUCUCGUGUGACGUAAGAGUAUGGCGUAAUGAAUUUUGGAAACAAAUUAACUCGACUGAGUUGGUUCCAGGUGAUGUAUUUGAAUUAGAUCCUUCUUUGACUAUGAUUCCUUGUGAUUGUUUAUUGAUUAAUGGUGAAUCGGUUAUUAAUGAAUCUAUGUUAACUGGUGAAAGUGUUCCAGUUACUAAAUUCAUGGCUACCAAAGAUACUGUCCGUUUAUUAACUUCCAAUUUCAUUGAUGCUACACUUUCGAAAUCAUUUUUAUUCAACGGAACUAAACUUCUCAAGAUUAAAGGAAAUGACCAACCAGUUACCGCCAUGGCAAUACGUACCGGUUUCAACACCACUAAAGGAUCCUUAAUCCGUUCCAUGCUUUUCCCUAAGCCAACUGGAUUUAAAUUUUAUCGUGAUUCUUUCAAAUAUAUUGGAUUCAUGACUAUUAUUGCCGCCUUGGGGUUCACUUAUUCUACGUAUAAUUUCAUUCAAUUGGGAAUCAGCAAAAAGAUUAUGAUAUUACGUGCAUUGGAUAUCAUCACCAUUGUAGUGCCCCCUGCAUUACCAGCUACUUUAACUAUUGGAACUACAUUCGCCGUAUCCAGAUUAAAGAAAUUGCAAAUCUUCUGUAUAUCACCCACGAGAGUUAAUGUUGCUGGUAAAUUAGACGUAUUAUGUUUUGACAAGACUGGGACAUUGACUGAAGAUGGAUUGGAUGUAUUGGGUGUUCAUUUAGCUAAUAAUGCCAAAGGUAGAAAAGAAAUUAUAUUUGGAGAUUUACUUGAGGAUGUUAACGCUUUAGGUGUGAGCAAGGCAUCCGAACACUCGACUAAUAAUGGAAAGUAUUUGCUUGGUUGUAUGACUUCUUGUCAUUCGUUAAGACACAUAGACAAUGAGUUAUUAGGUGACCCCUUGGAUGUGAAAAUGUUUGAAUUUACCAACUGGGAAUAUAACGGGGAAUCCCAUGUACCUAUUGUAUUUCAAGGUAACUCACAAUAUGAAAUCAUUCAUGAGUUUGAAUUCAUGGCUUCGUUAAGAAGAAUGUCGGUAAUUGUUAAAUCCGAUAAAGGUCUGUUAGUGUUUACCAAAGGUGCUCCUGAAGUCAUGCAGGAAAUAUGUCAAGUUGAUACUUUACCUAGUAAUUACGAAGAGAUCCUUCAUCAUUAUACUCAUUCUGGAUAUAGAGUCAUUGCAUGUGGGUAUAAGCAAAUUAAGGAAGUUACGAAUAGACAACAUGCCGAAUCUGAACUUAUCUUCACUGGUUUCAUUGUGUUUGAAAAUAAAUUAAAAGCAUCAACAAAGGAAACGUUGCAGAAGCUUCAAGGAGAUGCUCAAAUUAGAACUAUUAUGUGUACUGGUGAUAACAUUCUUACUGCUAUUAGUGUUGCUCGUGAAUGUCAAUUGAUCCCAGAUAAAAUCGAACAGAUUUACGUUCCUUCAGUCGACUACAAACAAGAUGGUGAAUAUCUCAUCACAUGGGAAGAAGUCAAUGAUCCAACAAAUACUCUUAAUCCAGAUACCGUUAAACCAAAUAAUAUUAGACAAGAUGCAUACAAACUUGCUAUAACAGGUGACAUAUUCCGUAUUCUCCUUACUGAAAUUAAAAACAAGGACCUUAUUCAAAAUGUGCUUAUGAAUUGUGACGUUUUUGCUAGAAUGUCUCCAGAUGAAAAGCAUGAAUUAGUGGAACAGUUACAAAAGAUUGAUUAUACUGUUGGGUUCUGUGGUGAUGGAGCAAAUGAUUGUGGUGCAUUAAAAGCAGCCGAUGUUGGUAUAUCGUUAAGUGAAGCCGAAGCAUCAGUAGCUGCUCCAUUCACUUCUCGAGUGUUUGAAAUUUCAUGUGUGUUAGAUGUUAUCAAACAAGGUAGAUCAAGCUUAGUCACCAGUUUUUCGUGUUUCAAGUAUAUGUCCUUGUAUUCGGCUAUCCAGUUUAUUACUGUGACUAUAUUAUACAAAACAGGUACUAAUCUUGGUGAUUUCCAAUUUUUAUACAUUGACUUGUUCCUUAUUCUCCCAUUAGCUAUUUUUAUGUCAUGGUCCAAGCCAUAUAAUGAGUUAAUUGCCAAAAGACCCACGGCAAAUUUGGUUUCCCCCAAGAUCUUGAUUCCACUCAUUUGCCAAAUCAUAGUCAUUCUCAUAUUCCAAGUUAUUCUUUGGUUAUGGGUUAAGACUGAACCAUGGUACGUAAAACCAGUCCCUGGAGGUGAUGACUCUGUGAAAUCUCUGGAUAAUACGGUAUUAUUCUUGUUCUCGAACUUUCAGUAUAUCAUCAUAGCCGUUGUAUUAAGUCAAGGACCACCAUAUCGUGAAUCAAUGCUCAAGAAUUACCCAUUCAUGAUCAAUUUAGUAUUUGCGGUCUUAAUUUCAAUGUGGAUGUUUUCCAUCGAUGGUAACUCUGGACUUGGUGAUUUCAUGCAAUUGACUAAUUUAAGUACAGCAUUUUACUGCUAUAUUGUCUUAUUCUCGGUGGUUAAUUUUGGAGUGAUGAUGAUUGGUGAACACAACUGGUUUAAGAAAGUAGCUAUGGGGUAUAAGCGAGUAUUCCAAAGACUGAAGAUUGGCAAGAGUAAAAAAUUGUUUAAGAAUUUGAAUAAAGAGUUUAGUCAAAUUGAGAUUGUAUAA